UCAUGACCUGAGCAGAAAACAAGAGUGGGCCACUUAACCGACUGAGCCACCCAGAUGCCCGCAGGAGAGAGAUAUUUUAAGAGAUUUCUGAGGGCGUCAUUUAAAAAGUUUUCUCAUCUAUGAUUUUCAUGACAGUGCAAACAUUUGCAAAGUUCUCUUCAUAUAAAACCUCAUUUCACCCCUGUCACAACCCUGUAAUGGAGCUACCACCAUCCACGCACCAUCCCGAUGUCUGGGUGCACCCUGCACCCUUCCACAAUGUAUGAAGGCGCGUCCUUUUUGCCUUGAUGACCAGGGCUAAUUACAAGUGGUUGUGCUGCCUGCGGAGAGUCUUCCUUUCUUUCAUCCCCACAGGUUGUUUCCAAUAGUUUAUCAACCCAUGAUAGUUGCUCCUUUCUCCCUCUGUGGCAGUGUCAUAUUUCUAUCUCAGCAUCUUUUUUAUAGAAUAGGUGACAGACAAAUUUCCCUUAUUCUGCCACCAUUUUUGGACUUAUAAACUCAUAAGAAACAAGGUGCCUAAAAGGCAAAAGAGAACUUAUUUAAUAAUAACAGUCUUAAACCCAGAAGUAAUCACUUUAUGCUUGUCUUGGUCAGCUAGGGCUGCCAUGACAAAAUACCACAGGUGGGUGGUUCAACCAACAUGUAUUUAUUUCUCACAGUUCUGGAGGCUGAGCAGUCCAGGAUCAAGACGCCAGCAGAUCUGAUUUGUUUUGAGUGCCCUCUUCUUGGCUUGCAGAUGGCCACCUCCUUGCUCACAUGGCAGAGAAUGAGAGAGAGAGAGAGAGAUCUAGUCUCUCUUCCUCUUCUUAUAAGGACACUUAUCCCAUCAUGUGGUCACCACCCUCAUGUCCUCACCUAAACCUAAUGACCUCCCCAAAGCCCCACCUCCAAAUACCAUCACAUUGAGAGUUGGGACUUCAAUUUGUGAAUUUGUGGGGCACACAUUCAGUUCACAACAAUGCUGUAUUGAGAUAGUAUGUCUUUUACUGCCUCCUAAAUUUGAGCCAGAGACAUGUUUUUGGUUACUGAUAUUUUAAAAUAAAUAUAUCAGAUCCAAUUUAGCAACAUAUAUUGAGAUUCUACCAUAUACCAAGAACACUUUAAAUACAUUACUUAUUAUUCUCAAACAUAUAUAGAGAGAGAUGAGAAAACUGAGUUUAUGGGAGGUUAAGCGACCCAGGUCUAGUGAAAAGCUGAGCUGGAAUUCUCCCCUGCAUCUGGGCACUUCCAAAACCCGAACACUUUAUCACACAACGUGUCUCCUUAGGCAGGUUACCGAUUACCAGAACAAGUUGUGAAUUGGAGGACUCAGUCAUUGCUGAUGCCCCCCUUUCAGCUCUAAGACUGCUCAGGUGUCUGGGAAAGUUGGGUUGAUUUGGUCGUGAUGGAUACUCAUUUUGACCCAUUACUCAGAUUCUGGUUUCAUGAUAUCUCUUACUUCUGGGAAUCAUUUUGCACACACACACAAAAGAGAUCAUAGUCUUUUUUUCCUUGAUUAUUUAGUCAAAAUAAGCUAACCAACAUAAGCAAGGUGAGACUUCUCUUUGAUUUGCAAGGGAAAAGAUAAUAACUGUUUGACAGUCCCCAAUAAAAUAACCUUUAAAAAUAGAGGAAGUAGAGUGGGGUAGAUAUGAGGGAGGGGAAAAAUAUAGAUGUGCAAUCCACUCUCAACAUUAACUCAGUACAUCUCAUGUUGCUUCCUGAAAAGGAGCUAGAAAAGGAUUAGUGUCUGUUGUAUAAAAAUAAACGUGGCAAUAAAUAAAUAAAUAAAUAAAUAAAUAAAGUAAAAAUAAAAAGUUUAUUCAAUUAGUAUUUAUUGAAUCCCUGCCACAUGUCAGAUCCAUGCCAAUUUCUAGAGCUAUAAUGAUGAAUUUGCUCCCACACAGUCCUUGCUCUCAAGGAACUGGUAGUCUAAUAGUGACAGAAAAUAGGAAACUAUAUUAUUGCAGUGAUGGACAUGUGAAUAAGAUAUUCAGGAGCUCACAGGUGGGGCCUGUCAAAUUGGCUUCCCUAAGGUGAUGCCCAAAGUGAGCCUUAAGGAAUGAGUAAAGUUAGCCAAGUUAGGCAAGAGGGGUGGGAUAGGAAGAAUAUUCCAGGUCAGAACAAAAACGCAUAGGUCAUGGUAGUCAAAGAGCAGAGUUUGAAGCAAGCAAAGAAGAGAGAUGAGGCUGGAAGAGUUAGCUUUUAAGGAGAUGAGUUCUGUUUGUGGUACGUGGAGUCUGAGGCACCCCAUUGAAAGUUUAGCAGGAAGCUGGGUAUAUGGGGCUGACGUAUAUGGAUAAUCUGGGAGGGAGAUAUAGAUUUGAGAGGUAGGAAGCGAUAGUUGAAUAUGUGAUAUUGAUUCAGUCAUCCAGGGACCAUGUUCAUGGUGAGGAGACCUGACAUUUGAGACUAGAGGACAAAUAAAAAUGGGCAUUAAAGGAUAGAGAAAAGUGAGCUCAAAAAGGAAAGAGAUAGUCAGAGAGGUAGAGCAAAUGCAAGGGAGUCCACCAUCAUGGAAAACCAAGGAGUAGAAUUUUUUUUUUAAAGAUUUUAUUUAUUUAUUCGACAGAGAGAGACAGCCAGCGAGAGAGGGAACACAAGCAGGGGGAGUGGGAGAGGAAGAAGCAGGCUCAUAGCAGAAGAGCCUGAUGUGGGGCUCGAUCCCAUAACACCGGGAUCACGCCCUGAGCCGAAGGCAGACGCUUAACCGCUGUGCCACCCAGGCGCCCCCAAGGAGUAGAAUUUUGAUCAAGGUGGGGCUUGUGGAGACAGACGGUUUUGCUGUAUGGGCAAGAUAAGAUUGAAAAGGCAUUGGAGACAAUCAGCAUGAAAGCUUUUGAUCAAUAGGUAAGAUAAAAAGUGGUUUUAAGAGGAAUUAAGGAAAAAAUAUGUAGUCUACUCUUGAGAGAAGACUGAAUGAGAAGAAAAGGGGGACUGGCUGGUAGCUAAAGGGAUAUAGGAGUCAAAGGAUGAUGAUGGUGGUGAAUAGCUUUGAGAUUGUAAGAGAAGAGACUUCAGAAUGUUUCUAGAGUGAAAAGGAAAAGCUAGUAGAAAGGAUGGAAACAUUGGAGAGAGGUGAGGUGACAAAUGGAAUUUUCAGGGGAGGAACACCUCAUGCACAGACACGUUUUUUAUGAUGUGGGAGACAAGGUCCAUAGAUAACUUGGUCUACCUGAACUAAUACUCUGCCUGAAUUCCCUUUCAGAUUCACUCUUCCUUUUGUGCAAACAACUUGCUCUUCCUCUGACCUGCUAUCUGUGUCCUACAGAAACCUUGUACCUACACUAUGGGAAGCGGUACCUCAAACCAACGUCACUUUGCUUUCCAGAAUGCAGAGAAAGCCCUGCAUUAUCUCACUCUUCAAGGGUGCAUCACGCUUGAAACCUCUCCAGGUUGCAUUUCUUGAGAACGCGGCAAUCCAACCUUCCACCUCUACACAUAGCGUUUUCAGCAAAAAGUAGGAAUUCCAGUAAACCUCCAGUGAUAGUGGUAUAACCAUGAGUAGGAGAGGUGCCCUUCGUCUCCCGCCUGGCCCCGGGAGUCCCGGCUCACAGGCUCGCUUCUCCAUCCCCGCCGCAGCCUUCAGGGCAGCAGCCCUCAUCCAGAGAUGGUACCGGCGCUACGUGGCACGCCUGGAGAUGAGGCGGCAUUGCACCUGGCGCAUCUUCCAGUCGAUCGAGUAUGCGGGUCAGCAAGACCAGGUCAAGCUCCAUGACUUCUUCAGCUACCUGGUGGAGCACUUUACGCCCAGCAGCAACCAUGAGCGAGAUUUCCUGAACCGCGUGUUCACUGAGGAGAGAUUCCCCCAGGACGCUGAGAUGGAGAAAUUCAGUGACUACAAAUCUAUAGAGGUCCCGGACAAUUACACAGGGCCACGCCUCUCCUUCCCGCUCCUUCCGGACCACGCGGCUGCCCUGGUGGAAGCUUUCAGACGGAAACAACAGCUCCAUGCUCGCUACGUCUUGAAUCUUCUGCACGAAACCAGGAAGCACCUGGAGCAGCUGCCAAACAUCACCCGGGUGUCCACGUGUUACAGCGAGGAGGUCACUGUGUGCGGAGACUUACAUGGCCAGCUGGAUGACUUAAUAUUUAUAUUUUAUAAGAAUGGCCUCCCAUCCCCAGAGAGGGCCUACGUCUUCAAUGGUGACUUCGUGGACCGAGGCAAGGAUUCAGUAGAGAUCCUGAUGGUUCUUUUCGCCUUCAUGCUGGUUUACCCAAAAGAGUUCCAUCUUAACCGAGGAAACCAUGAGGACCAUAUGGUGAACUUACGAUAUGGCUUUACCAAGGAGGUGAUGCAUAAAUAUAAGACACAUGGCAAGAAAAUACUAAAAACACUGCAAGAUGUUUUCUGUUGGCUUCCCCUGGCCACUCUGGUUGAUGAGAAAGUCCUGAUUCUUCACGGUGGAGUGUCAGACAUGACCGACCUGGAGCUUUUGGCUAAAUUAGACAGGCACAAGAUCGUUUCCACCCUGAGGCGCAAAACGAGAAAGGAGAACGGGAAACAGGCGACGAAGGAGAAGGCCACCCCGCCGAGCGGCGCAGGGCGACCCACGCCGUGGUUUCUGCCCCAGACCCGCUCUCUCCCGGCUUCCCCCCUCCGCCUGGGCGCCUCUGGGGCGCCCCGGGCCGGCCGCUCCUCCAGCAUCCCCUGCAGCUGCCCGGCCGACGCCAAGGAGCCGGCCCGGCGCGCGCGGCGGUCCGUGGACCUGGAGCUGGACAGGUGCCGGCGGCAGGCAGGCCUCCCGGUGAGCCCGGCGCAGGGGGAGCCCCUGCUCUGCACGCCGGAAGCCGACUCGGAAGCCGAGGAGCCGCCCGAGCCCACUCAGGAGGAGUGGAAGCAGGUGGUCGAUAUCCUGUGGAGUGAUCCCAUGACCCAGGACGGCUGCAAGGCCAACACCAUUCGAGGAGGAGGCUGUUACUUUGGACCUAACGUGACAGAACAGUUGCUACAGAAAUACAACCUGCAGUUCCUGAUCCGCUCCCACGAGUGCAAACCUGAGGGCUACGAGUUCUGCCACAGCCGCAAGGUGUUAACCAUCUUUUCUGCCUCCAACUACUAUGAAGUUGGCAGUAACAGAGGGGCCUACGUCAAGCUGGGGCCGGCCCUGACCCCAUACAUCGUGCAGUAUCAAGCUAACGAGGCCACCCACACGUUGACUAUGAGGCAAAGGAUUAGCAGAGUAGAGGAGGCAGCUCUGAGAUCUCUGCGGGAAAAGUUAUUUGCUCAUUCCUCCGAUCUUCUUGGUGAAUUUAAGAAGCAUGAUGCAGAUAAAACUGGUUUCAUCACCCUUAGUGACUGGGCAGAAGCCGUGGAGUCCGUGCUGCGUCUAGGACUGCCAUGGCGGAUGCUGAGGCCACAGCUGGUGAGGAGCUCCACAGAUAACACCUUGGAGUACAGGUCCUGGCUGGAGGACUUGGCCAAAGAACAACUGAGCCAUGAGAACAUACAGUCAAGUUUGCUGGAAACAUUGUAUCAGAACCGAUCCAACCUGGAGACCAUUUUUAGGAUCAUAGACAGUGAUCAUUCAGGGUUCAUCUCACUGGACGAGUUCAGACAGACUUGGAAGCUGUUCAGCUCUCAUAUGAACGUUGACAUCACAGAUGACUGCAUCUGUGACCUUGCCCGGAGCAUCGACUUCAACAAGGAUGGCCACAUCGACAUCAAUGAGUUCCUGGAGGCCUUCCGCCUUGUGGAGCAAUCCUGCCCAGAGGGCGAGGCCUCAGACUGCCGCCAAGCCACAAGCACUACUGACGGUGGCUGCAGUAAGCCAGGCACACACUAAGACAGCCUGGUGUCCGUCUCCCAUGGUGCCUCGUAACCAAGACUGAGCUUGUCCCUGGAAGAGCUCCCUAUUCACCAUAGAUUUGUGGAAUUUUAUGCUGAGAAAUUGCCUACCAGUGUGCACCAGAAUCAGCUGUGUGUGUGUGUGUGUGUGUGUGUGUGUGUGUGUGUGAGUGUGUAUUUAAAUAUAUAGGUACUCCAUCCCCAUCUCAGAAGUUUCACAGGGUAAGACCCAGGCAUAAACAUUUAAAUUCUCAAGUCCACCCCAGUUAAGAACCACUGAUAAUUCAACCCCCUCAUUGUUUUCAUUUUAUACCUUUUAACUAUUGUUUUUAAAAUGUCUUACUGAUAAAGGAAGUUAUGAAAAAUUGUUUGUGCAAUCCUAUGACCCAAACUUGGGUUCUUUUCAUUAUUUACUUUUUCUUGUUAAAAAAUAGUUUUUAUAUAAUUUAAUGUUCUGCUUUUUUAAAAAAAUAAAUUCACAUCUACCUGUCAAUACUUUCCUUUAUUGCUACAUAGUCCUCAUGAUGAUUCGUUUAAUGGCUGCAUCAUUUUCUUUCAGAUGGACGCACUGUAAUUUAUUCAGCCAUUCUCCAGUGGUGAAACAUGUACCUUGUUUGUAGUUUUUCAUUAUUAUCAAUAACACCAUGGUUAAUAACUUUGUGCAUAUGGCUCGUUUUACAAAAGUCUUUGGAAUUAUACAUUUUCUUCAGAUGAAAUCCCAGGAAUGGAUUACUUUGUCAGAGCAUCAUAUCAGUCUCUAAGAUUUCCUAUAAGGAAUUGGCUCACAUGAUUAUGGAGGCUGAGAAAUCCCAGGACAUGCAGUCUGCAAGCUGGAGACCCAGGAGAGCUGAUGGUGGUGUGGUCCCAGUCCAAGUCUGCAGGCCUAAGCACCAGGAGGGCCGAUGGUGUAAGUACUAGUCUGAGCCUAAAUCCAAAGGCAGGAGAAGACAGAUGUCUCAGAUCAAAGAAAAGCAGAGAGAGACAAUCCUUUCACUCAGCCUUCUAUUCUAUCUGGGCCUACAGCGAAUAGGGUGAGGCCCACCCACAUUAGGGAGAGCAAUUUGCUUUACUCAGUCUACCAGUUCAAAUGUUAACCUCAUGGGGUAUACUCAGAAAUAACAUUUCACCAAAAAUCUGGGCGUCCCGUGGUCAAGCUGACACAGG
This is a messenger RNA of Ailuropoda melanoleuca (giant panda), 6931 nucleotides long. It is a transcript of the gene PPEF2, whose product is annotated as protein phosphatase with EF-hand domain 2. The transcript has 17 exons. Lineage: Eukaryota; Metazoa; Chordata; Mammalia; Carnivora; Ursidae. Gene Ontology annotation, biological process: negative regulation of MAPK cascade; detection of stimulus involved in sensory perception. Gene Ontology annotation, molecular function: manganese ion binding; calcium ion binding; iron ion binding. Bases 3480 to 5765 code for a protein of 761 amino acids. The record is from RefSeq and is a predicted model, not a curated record.